CCGCGGCCUAGCGCGGCCUAGCGGGGCCCAGCGGGGCCUGGCGGGCCGCGGGGGGGCCGGGGGCAGCCCCGCAGCGCCGGCGCCAUGCGGGCGUGCUGGCUGGUGCCGGGGGACGGCGGCGGCGGCCGGCGGGUGCCGCUGGCUCACGCGGCUGCCGUGGUGCUGGGGCGCGGCCCCGAGACGGGGAUAACGGACAGGAGGUGCUCGCGGCGGCAAGUUCAGCUCCAAGCCGACUGCAGCAAGGGGUACGUCACGGUGAGGCAGGUAUGCUGCUGCGCCAGCUCUGUGUGGUACUGUGCAGGAGUCAACCCAACUAGUGUUGAUUUAGUGGAUGUUGGCAAGGAUGAAGAGGUGAAAAUGAGGCCAGGCCAAGUUCUGCACAUCGUGAAUAAGCUUUACCCCUACACCGUGCAAUUUGCUGAAGAAUCGGGGAAAGAUGUUACAGAAGCAGAAGAGAAAGUACAAGCUGAAAAGAGGCCAUGUGAGGACUCCUCUGAGAACGAUGAUAUAGAAAAUGUGCCCAGGAAGGCAAAGAAAACGGAGGUGGUGGAUACACAAGGCAGUUCUGCAGAGCUCAAGCUAAGCAAGACCAGCGUGUUCCCACAGGAGGGGACUUCGAGCAAAAAGGAACAUUUAGGACACUGGAGUCAGGGUCUGAAGAGUUCCAUGCAAGAUCCAAAAAUGCAGGUUUACAAAGACGAGAAGACUGUAGUCAUCAAAGACAAAUACCCUAAAGCACGCUACCACUGGCUUAUUUUGCCAUGGGAAUCCAUUCCAAGCCUGAAGACGGUCACCAGGGAGCAUCUUGGGCUCCUGGAACACAUGCAUGCAGUUGGGGAAAAAAUGAUCGACCAGUGCCCUGCUCGAGGCAGCCUGGAGUUCCGGCUGGGCUACCACGCUAUCCCCAGCAUGAGUCACCUGCAUUUGCAUGUAAUCAGCCAGGAUUUUGAUUCUGCUGCCCUGAAAACCAAAAAGCACUGGAACUCUUUUACUACAGAAUACUUCUUAAACUCCCAAGAUGUGAUAGAGAUGGUAAGAAGCAAGGGAAAGGUAACAGUGAAAGAUCAUGCCUCUGAACUUCUCAAAUUGCCCCUCAGAUGCCAUAUUUGCAAACAGCAGCUAUCCACUAUCCCACAGCUAAAGGAGCACCUCAGGAAACACUGGCCAAAAUGACGCUGCAGGAAAUCACCUGACAACCCGUGCGUUUGGAUUUCAGGCUAAAGCAACAACCUCGAAAUGUUAAGGGACAUGUACGCGUUUUGUUAAUUGUGUUGAGAAAUGUUAAAGGGAAAAUGGAGCCUGCAAACAGCAGCAUGAUAACUUUGUCAAAGCUUAGACAAAAAUUUAAUAAAGUGACCUCUGAAAUGAA
Molecule: messenger RNA, 1369 nt
Organism: Anas platyrhynchos (mallard)
Lineage: Eukaryota; Metazoa; Chordata; Aves; Anseriformes; Anatidae
Gene: APTX
Product: aprataxin
Biological process (GO): single strand break repair
Cellular component (GO): nucleus
Molecular function (GO): single-stranded DNA binding; mismatched DNA binding; DNA 5'-adenosine monophosphate hydrolase activity
Source: RefSeq, a predicted model, not a curated record